This is a messenger RNA of Zophobas morio, 417 nucleotides long. RefSeq lists its product as uncharacterized. NCBI's taxonomy places the organism in Eukaryota, Metazoa, Arthropoda, Insecta, Coleoptera, Tenebrionidae. The coding region runs from base 30 to 356 and encodes 108 amino acids. The transcript has 5 exons. The record is from RefSeq and is a predicted model, not a curated record.
CGGAAAUUGUAAAGGUACUCCUUUGAAAAAUGAGUGAGCUUAGAGACUGUAAAGAAAGAAUAAAAGAAUUAUCUAAUGAAAUAAUUAAUCUCGAAGAAGAACUUCUCUGCUUGCAGCGGCAGUUUGAAGUGGAAAGUCAGCAUUGUGCUCCGAUUUUUGCCAUAUCGACCCCUACUCCUAAAGUCGGCUUAGAGAAUUCUUGUGACGUUACCCAUUUUAAUCCAAAUGCACCGCAUCCGGAGAUACUAACUGAGCUCUCUUACACCAGCCGUAAUGCGUUACCUCUGCACUUAUGGAACACAAUAUCUCUCUACGUGAAAAUAAACCCUGACUUGCUGACGGAUCUCACACGAUAGCAAGUGAAUAGAGCUUCUAUGGUUAUAAACUAAUAUAAUAAAGAUUAUUUGCAUUUUGGAA